Molecule: messenger RNA, 1677 nt
Organism: Talaromyces proteolyticus
Lineage: Eukaryota; Fungi; Ascomycota; Eurotiomycetes; Eurotiales; Trichocomaceae
Exons: 2
Coding region: 1-1677 (558 amino acids)
Biological process (GO): nuclear-transcribed mRNA catabolic process, nonsense-mediated decay
Cellular component (GO): telomerase holoenzyme complex
Molecular function (GO): telomeric repeat DNA binding; telomerase RNA binding; protein binding
Source: RefSeq, a predicted model, not a curated record
AUGUUCCUACAACCGGAGACUCACGCUAUUACCGAAGAGCAACUAAUUAAUGAGGUCAGAGCAAUUUAUGCCGGCCUAGUUAUGGUUGAAAAGAAGUGCAUUGAAAUUGAUAAGCAACAAAGUAACAAUGCAGACGGCCUUAAAGAGUUGCAGUGGCAGGCUCUGAUUGCACUCCAUAGAACCCUUCUCCAUGAACACCAUGACUUCUUCCUUGCUUCAAAUCACCCGGCUGCAAGUGUUGUAUUGAGGAAGUUAGCUGAUAAAUACUCAAUGCCUGCGCGCAUGUGGCGAUAUGGCAUUCAUUCCUUCCUUGAGUUGCUACGGAAAAAGCUACCAGCAUCUCUGGAGCAUAUGCUCUCAUAUAUUUACAUGGCUUACUCCAUGAUGACGUUGCUUUUAGAGAGUGUUCCGGCUUUUGAGAGAACCUGGAUCGAAUGCUUAGGAGACCUCGCCCGGUAUAGGAUGGCUAUUGAGGAAAUUGACAUGUCUGAAAGAGAUAAAUGGAGUGGAGUGGCUAGGCAGUGGUACUCUAAAGCAGCGGACAAAAGUCCAGAAGUUGGGCGAAUUCAACAUCAUCUCGCUGUGUUGGCUCGUCCAAAUCUGCUCCAACAACUGUUCUAUUAUUCCAAGAGCUUGACAAGUAUUCAGCCAUUUACAAAUGCACGAGACAGUAUCGCGCUUGUCUUUGGCCCUCUCUUGGAUGCAAGCAAACCCGUGAAUAAAUCAAACCCAGAAAUAUUGAUAAAGUUUGUUAAAGUGCAUGGGUUAUUUUUCAGAAGAGGAGAAGUUUCCAAAGCUCUUCCUUUGGCUAAAUCGUUCCUCGAUCAGCUUGAUGACCAUAUUGAAUCAGUUGGAGCGAUAUUCCGAGAACAAGGCGUGUAUAUCUCCUCUUCCAACUAUGCUGCGAUAUUCGAUUAUGGUCAAUCAGACUCCAAGCUUUUUCCUAUGUUCGACUCCAAAAACCUUGCUCAAGAAUCAAAACAAGAGAUUGUGGAUGCCGCUUGUGCCUAUUGGGCCAACCCGCCUUGCCAGCAGACCGCGAUUAGUCUUCGGGAAAUCCCAGAGAAUCUAGACCUCAGAUUCCAUACAAGUGACCAUGUUGCUUCCUAUGCUUCUCAUCUGGCUUUCUACACAUUGGAGCUUGUCCUUGAAAGGAUAGGAGAUAGGGAUGUUCUCCCAUAUGCUCAUGUGUCAUUAGCAUUUCUGUGGUGUAUUUCUUUGGUUCCAAAGAGUAUGGAAUAUAUUCAAGCAGAUGUUCCUUGGGCCCGAAUUGCUUCGUUCCUGAAUUCACUUAUUAAAUCAGAGAAGGGCAAGGAGAAGACUGAUACCGACGAGUUCCCGGUUAACGAGACCUCUAAACAGCUACCAGAAGACUUUUUAAUUCGAGGCUUAGCAUGGAGUCAAUUGUAUUAUCCCGAGGAUUUCUUUGACGAAAUUGCAGAUGAAGAAGAACGGUCUGUUGAGGCUCCAUCAGUGGUUAUACCUCGAACGAAACGCUGCCUAUGGUUAGGGCUCAAUAUCGCUAAGUUAAACUGCUGGAUCAAGUACGACGACGAAAAACGUCGGUUCUUUGCAACUUCAUUCACCGAAGAACUAGCUGGUCUUACUGAAGGACAUCAAGUCUUAAGCAGACAUAAUGAACAACAUGAUGUGGACACCAAGAUGACCGGUGUGUGA